UCAUGGCUUCUGCAAUGGUGGGUGGGGCUUUUCUAUCUGCUUACUCUUCAGGUUCUGUUUGGUAGGCUGGCUUCUUGUGAGGUCUUGGUCUACCUGAGGACAAAGAAAUUCAAUCAUAGACUUCUUAAGAUGCUGAAGAUAAUGCUGUUGUGUGUUAAUUCAGUCCUAAAUGAUGCUGGGGAGAAGCAAAUCAGAAACCCAGCUGUGAAAGAAUGGGUGGAUGAUCUUGAAGAAGCUGCCCUUGAUGCUGAUGAUCGUUUGGAUGGGAUUGCAACUGAUGCUUCGCAGUUCAAGUUGGAAACUGAGCAAUCAAGAACUGGUACUGGUAAGGUAAGCAAGAUUGUUCCCAAUUGUCUGAUCAAUUUUUUUGAUCCAGAUAUGGAGAUCAAGAUGGAGGAGAUCUUUGAGAGGUUAGAAAUUAUUGCAAAACAAAAAGAUGUUGUUGGUCUUAAAGAGGGUUUUGGUGAAAAAACAGCACCAAGAAUUGCAACCACAUCUUUGGUUGAAGAAACUGAGGUUUUUGGUGGAGAUGGUGAUAAGAAGUCCAUGAUCAAAUGGUUGAGAGAUGAUGAUGAGGGUAGCAAAAAGUUUGUCAUUCCAAUACUAGGCAUGGGUGGAGUUGGCAAAACUACUCUUGCUCAAUGAAGCUUACAAUGAUGAGAAAGUUAAGGAGCAUUUUGAGCUCAAAUCAUGGGUUCGUGUUUCUGAAGAAUUUGAUAUUUGUAGGGUAAUGAAAACAAUCCUCCAAGCAUUUACUUCAAGUUCUUACGAAAACACAGACUUGGAUUUGCUUCAAAUCAGGUUGAAAGAGGGGCUAAUGGGCAAAAAGUUCUUGACUGUUUUGGAUGAUGUGUGGAAUGAGAAUUAUGUUCACCGGGUGGAUAUGAUUAAACCUUUUAAACAUGGGGCAGGGGGAAGCAAGAUUAUUUUAACAACGUGCAGUGGAAGUGUUGCAGGGGUUGUAUGCACUGUUCAAACUCAUUAUCUUGAGCACUUGAGUGUUGGCCGCUGUUUGCAAAACAUGCAUUUAAAAUGGAGAUUCCAGUGCACAUCCAACUUUGGAAAAACUUGGUAGAAAAGUUGCCAAGAAGUGCCAUGGUUUGUUCGUAGCUGUGAAGACACUUGUAGGCCUGUUACGCUCUGAACCAGGUUCGGGAAUGAGAAAGAAUAUCAAAGAGUGAGUUUUGGGAUUUUCAGACAAUGAGAGCAAUAUUCUUCCAGCUGUGAGGUUAAGUUACCCCUAUCUAUAAGAGAUGUUUCGCUUUUUGUUUGAUAUUCCCCAGGGACUAUGAAUUUGAAAAGAUGGAAUUGAUCUUGUUGUGGAUGGCAGGAAAUCUUCUGCGACAAUCAAAAAGAAAUAACGGAUUGAUAGAAGAAGUUGGUAGUGGGCACUUUGAUCAAUUAGUAUCGAGGUCAUUUUUCCAACCAUCAAGUACAAACAAAUUUUGUUUUACUAUGCAUGAUCUUAUGAAUGAUUUAGCAAAAUCUUUAUCUGGAGAAUAUUGUUUUACAUUAGAAGAUGACAACUCAGAUGAAAUUCUGCAGAAGAAAAUUUGUUAUCCAGCUGUUGCAUCAUUUGAUUCUUUAAAGAGAUCAUAUUCUACUUCUAAAACUACUAGUUUGCAUAUCUUUUUAUCAAUAAGGAGAUUUUCAUUCAGUGAUUGCUACUAAUCUAAUGAAUUAGUGAAUGAUGUAAUCUUGAAGUUGAGCUGUUUGAGAGUAUUAUGGUCAUAUGGCAGCCAUUUGAAGUUCUUACCUGAAUCAAUUGGCGAGCUAAAACAUCUUCCUUACCUUUAUCUCUCCACUUUGAUUCACAGAUUGCCUGAAUCUGUUUCUAUAUUAUACAAUUUAACAACAGUUGAGUUAUUUUGUUGUUGAGAUCUCACCAAGUUGCCUUACAAUAUGCAUCAUCUUACUAAUAUGAGACACCUUGAUAUCUGUUCUUGCAACAACUUGACAGAGAUGCCAAGAAAAUUAAGAAAAUUAAGUCUCCAAACAUUGAGUACCUUCAUUGUGGGAAAAGAUAACGAAUCCAAGAUAAUCGAGAUAGGGGAGAUUUCAAAUCUUCAAGGAAAGCUUUCUCUUUGAAAGUUGCAAAAUAUUGCAAGUGUUGAAGACGUAUUGGAAACCAAGUUGAUGGACAAAAAGUAUCUUGAACCGUUGAAGUUGACCUGGGAUGCAGAUACUGACGGUUCAAGAAUGAGAGAGAUGUACUUGAUAAGCAGCUGCGUCAUACAAACUUGAAAAAGCUUAAGAUCGUUGGAUAUGGAGGAACAUCAUUUCCAAAUUGGUUAGGAGAUAGUUCAUUCUGCAAUAUGGUGUCAAUACGACUUUCUGAAUGUAAAUACUGCAACUCUUUGCCACCACUUAGACAAAUUCCAUCCCUCAAAUCUCUUGCUAUUGAAGGACUUGUUGGAGUAGUCAUUGUGGGUGCUGAAUUUUUCAUGAACAAUUCUUAUGUGAGAAAGCAAUUUGCAUCAUUGGAAUUCUUAAGCUUCCGUAGGAUGUUAAAAGAAUGGAUUUCAAUCCAAGUUGAACAUUAUGGAGCUUUCCCUAAGCUCCAAGAACUCUGUGUAUAUGAUUGUGACAGGCUAUAAUCACUAUUGAUAUGCCUUACAACCUUCCGUCUUUAACAAAGAUCAGAAUCAGUGGAUGUCAGAAACUAGUUUCUUCACUCCCAAAGGCUGCAGCUCUUCAUGAGCUAGAGCUAAGAAAGUGUUAUAAACUACAGCUGCAAGAACUACCACAGACACUGGAAUCAAUUAGAAUUGAAGGAUGUCAAGUUGUAGCAUCAAUGAUCAAGGCAAUGACGAAGAACCAAGAUUCUUGCCUUCGACAUCUUAAUAUUCGUGAUGGUUUUUCCUCACUAAAAUUUCCUGCAGAAUGUCUUCCUUCUACGCUGACAACACUAGAAGUAGAAAGUUGUGAAGGGUUAGAAUUUCCAGUGCACCAUUCACUCUAGAAAUCCCUUGAAAAGAUUGACAUAUCAAAUAUUUGUGGUUCGCAUGAAUUCUUUCCCAAGCUAAUGCAUCUCCAGAUUUUCGGGUGUAAAAUUCUAGAAUCUCUCAUUCAUAGCAUCAGAUGGAUUACCUGCAUGCAAUCUGACUUAUCUCUCAAUACUCAGUUGCUCAAAACUGUAUAUGUUGCCUAAGGAAAUGCCUAGUGUUCUCUCUUUGAAAUACUCAAGAAUUGAAGGUGGUUUCCAGAUAGGGUCAUUUCUUGAAUGUGGUACAGUUCAUGUUGAAUUUGCUCAAAAAGUAGGAUAAAAAAUAGGGGCUAUGUUCAUAGCAAAAAGAAGAGAAAAGGCAGCCAAUUUGCUCAAGAGUAGGAGCUUCUUGCAUUUAAUACGAUGGGUUAGGAGGAGGCCUUCAAAAGUCAUAGCCGAUUUGCUCAAGAAAUGUCAAAAGCUAGCUAGCUCCUGUUGGAGGGAACAGGUGUGUAUCUUCGUUUUGAUUAAACAUAUGAUUGCAGGGAACAUCAAAUACCAUACAAGAUUAUCGGCAUUGGCAGCAGGACCUUCUAGUUCUCCUACUUUAUAUGAUUGCAGGGAACAUCAAAUACCAUACAGGAUUAUCGGCAUUGGCAGCAGGACCUUCUAGUUCUCCUACUUCCAUUUUCUCCCCCCUUUGGUGAUUGGUUUACCGUUCCAAGUAACUAUUUAUGUUGAAUUUGCUUAUUUGUUUAGGGAUGGUUGAUAUUUUGAUGGGUUACCCUGUAUCAAGAUCUUGUUGAAUGAUUAAGAGAAUUAGAGGAUCCUCUUAAUUGUAAUGCAUGCUGAACAAUUAUGGAACACAUGAGUUUUAUGUCCUUAUCAAAUCCAAUUCUAAGAAGCAUAUAAAUUUUGUUAGACAUUACUGUAGUCCGACUUGUGGAAAUCUUCUAAACAAUGUUAUUUACUUUGUUGGUAUACAAUUAAACAUUCUACAGUUGAAUUCUUUUUGGGUUUAUCCACGACCAAGCAAGCUUGACGCCACCAGUUAGGUACUACUGUAUGAAUCAGAACAUGUCAACCAUCCAAACGGAAAACAUAUAUCUCCUCACGAACAACCAAUUUCCAAUUUAUUUUUAAAUUUCCAACAAUCUAGUAACUGGUGAAUUGACUGACAACUCAUAAAUUUGAGAAAAAAUUUAAUCAUGAUCCGAAAAUCAUUCCACCCAAAUCUGGUAUACACAUAAUCAACCAUUCUUAAUCUAAUAGUAAUAUAUUUAUCAAAUCUAAAAGGGGACCACCCCAUACAUUUAGCAUUAACUAUCACAUAUUUUUGUAGAUGUGAAUAAAUAAGAAAAGAUAAUAUUGCUAUUGUAAGAGAAGAGUAUGGACCAUGGAAUAAUAAACAAAGCCUUUUCUUUCUAGCUGCCAAAUUACUCGUAAGGCUUUGCAUCAACAAGGAUUUGACAUUACAAGUCCUAGUAAUUAUUAAAAGACACUGAAGCUUGUUGAGGAGAUAAAAGACUUAUCUUCAGGAUGAUUUGGAUUUUGCUGGUGCUGGAAGUAACUG
This is a messenger RNA of Ziziphus jujuba (common jujube), 4499 nucleotides long. RefSeq names its product putative disease resistance RPP13-like protein 1. The record is from RefSeq and is a predicted model, not a curated record. Bases 130 to 645 code for a protein of 171 amino acids. The transcript is spliced from 2 exons. NCBI's taxonomy places the organism in Eukaryota, Viridiplantae, Streptophyta, Magnoliopsida, Rosales, Rhamnaceae.